CUCGGUCCUCUUUUUGCUCGGAAGCGCCUCAGACCCAUUGCACCAUGGCAGAUCCCGAUCUUGACUUCACGACUGGUGAGUCUGGCGCCUCCGCCACGUACCCCAUGCAGUGCUCCGCCCUGCGCAAGAACGGCUACGUGGUGCUGAAGGGACGUCCCUGCAAAAUUGUGGAGAUGUCCACCUCCAAGACCGGCAAGCACGGACAUGCUAAGGUGAACCUGGUUGGUAUCGACAUCUUCACCAACAAGAAGUAUGAAGAUAUGUGCCCCUCCACCCACAACAUGGAUGUUCCUGCCAUCAAGAGGACAGAUUAUCAGCUGGUUAACAUCAAUGAGAACUACAUGUCCUUGAUGAGUGACAACGGGGACAUCAGAGAGGACCUGCGUGUUCCUGAGAGUGAAAUCGGAAAGGAAAUUGAGUCGAAGUUUGAAGCCAAUGAGGAAUUCAUGGUCACCGUGAUUUCUGCCAUGGGGGAGGAAUGUGCUGUCGCCACCAAGGUCUUGGCCAACAAAUAAAGGAGAUGGACUUUGCUGCCCAGGCAACAAGCCCCGCCCACAAACCAGUCUCUUUACAUUCUCAUUGGUUCAGUCACCAAAGCGUCGGCCUUCAGACAACAUCCAAUCAUUCUGUUGUGAUCUCUGUCCUGGAUGAUGUUUUUAUUUCUCCCUCCUCUCUCCUCCCCCCUCCUCUCUCUCAUCUCUUUUCUGUUGCUGUUGGGAAUGUUCCACCUCUGCCUGAUCUCUGAGUUUUUGUUUAAAACAAUCGACUUUAUAUAAAAACGACUUCAAAAAUACCUGCUCAUUCCUGCUCACCUUUCUUUCAGUUCCUCACAGUGUUGCCACUCACAUUCCUGAAUGUUUCACAGCAGUCGUUCAGCUUUUGUAUGAUUAUUUUUUAUAUUUAGAUAGCAGCCUGUUGGGGGGAGGGGGUCCGGGGGGUUUAGAGGGAGGGGUUUGCCCCCCGUAGAUUCUGGUUCUGGUUUAGGUGGUCCCUCUUUGCAGCCAUACAGCUUCCCAGCAUGGCCUUUUCUCCGGUUCCUGGUCCGGUUCUCCUAAAUCACUUGGUGGAGGGGGGGGGGGCGAGCACUUAAAGCACCCGAGCCCCCCCAAUCAUGAAAAGUUGAGAAGAGAAACGCUUCUUUUUUUGUUUUCUCCUCUCCUCCCUACAAGAAGAGAAACCCAGCGGUCCUCUGACGGCUUGUCGUCUGUAAAAGUUUAAGGGGCGGGGUGGUCCGGUGGCCCCCCCGGCGUCCCCUCCCCCAGAAUACAAAGAGUGUUAUAUUGUUUUUUUUUUUCCGAGGCGUGAGUGUGGAGCGGUGUGGGCCUCCGACAUGUGGGGGGCAGUUUGCAGUGAGGUGUGUGAUUUUAUUUUCUGAUUGGGAGGGGGGUUCAGUUACAAACUUUCUGUUCACUCGAGGCCUUUGUCACCUGACUGGAGAAGGCAAAAAUAAAACAAGAAUAYAAAUGGAGAAAAACUGCAAAA
Messenger RNA from Austrofundulus limnaeus, 1482 nucleotides. Its product is annotated as eukaryotic translation initiation factor 5A-1. The coding region runs from base 45 to 515 and encodes 156 amino acids. Gene Ontology annotation, biological process: positive regulation of translational elongation; positive regulation of translational termination. The record is from RefSeq and is a predicted model, not a curated record. Gene Ontology annotation, molecular function: RNA binding; translation elongation factor activity; ribosome binding. The transcript is spliced from 5 exons. NCBI's taxonomy places the organism in Eukaryota, Metazoa, Chordata, Actinopteri, Cyprinodontiformes, Rivulidae.